This is a messenger RNA of Dicrocoelium dendriticum, 855 nucleotides long. The record is from the annotation of a GenBank genome assembly. Lineage: Eukaryota; Metazoa; Platyhelminthes; Trematoda; Plagiorchiida; Dicrocoeliidae.
AUGCCGUUUACUAAGCAGCAGAUCGCUAAAUUCGAGGCUAUCAGGAAGAAGAAUGCCAACCUAGACCAGUGGCACCAGGACCGAAAAAAGACCUUCAAAGAACGACACGAGCAGUACAAGGAACAGAUGGAACAUUCAAAUGUGAUUCUUAGUUACCCUCACUGGGUAAUGAGUGAGCGAUUAAGAAGACAGGACCCAGAGCUAUAUGAACAAUGGUACAACGAGAUGCAGUCCACCGGCAUCGAAACACCCGUACCUAAAUCUACCAAGUCUCACGUUGAACACCAUGUUGAAGCCACCAUGCACGUACUAAAGAGAGCUGCUGAACACAACGUCGAUCUGGAUGCGUCACCAACCAAAAAGACGUCCUUUAUGAUCGAUGACUUACUAGACGUUUCUCCACCGUCUCCUCCUCCUCAGCCAUCUACCAGCGGAUGGAAACGCAAGUUAGAACCUGCCCAAAGUAACAUUCCUGAGAAGCGAUCCCAUGACGAGGAGCUUGAAGACAUACUUGCUGAGUUACGCGCACCAGAGAUACCGGAAGAAGUACUCACACAAGUUGCUGAGACCGCCGAAGACGAAGUCUUUAUCAGCGAUAUCAUUCACAAGAUCAAUAGUACCGACAACCUAUGGACGUUCAUCUAUAGGGGUCCUCCACCUACUAUUGUUAGUAACAGUCGUGUUAGUGCAAUCAUAAUACAACACGAAAACGCAGCAGACAAAUUCCAGAGAAUCUGGUCUGCAACGAUACGUUCAAGUUUACCAAGUCUACUCGCAAUUCGAUCGGAGCGGACUAAUACGGGAAAAAUUUUUGAGUGGAGGAGGAGUAUGGUAAAAGUUUUAGCGGUCGAGUGA